Molecule: messenger RNA, 2336 nt
Organism: Mesocricetus auratus (golden hamster)
Lineage: Eukaryota; Metazoa; Chordata; Mammalia; Rodentia; Cricetidae
Gene: Rfc2
Product: replication factor C subunit 2
Exons: 11
Coding region: 49-1107 (352 amino acids)
Biological process (GO): DNA repair; DNA-templated DNA replication
Cellular component (GO): nucleus; DNA replication factor C complex
Molecular function (GO): DNA binding; ATP binding; DNA clamp loader activity
Source: RefSeq, a predicted model, not a curated record
AAACGUCACGGGGCGGAGCCUCGGGCGGCGGGAAGAACGGGCGCGGGAAUGGAGGUGCAGGAGAGCGGCAGUGGCGCGGCCGAGACUGGGGCGCAGGAGCCCUCACCCGUCCCCAGCAAGACCGCGGGCGGCGCCGGCCACUACGAGCUGCCGUGGGUUGAAAAAUACAGGCCAAUAAAGCUCAACGAAAUAGUCGGCAAUGAAGACACAGUGAGCAGGCUGGAGGUCUUUGCAAAAGAAGGCAAUGUGCCCAAUAUCAUCAUCGCUGGUCCCCCAGGAACUGGCAAGACUACCAGCAUCCUCUGCUUGGCAAGAGCGCUGCUAGGCCCGGCCCUGAAGGAUGCAGUUCUGGAGCUCAAUGCAUCAAAUGACAGGGGCAUUGAUGUGGUGAGAAAUAAAAUCAAAAUGUUUGCCCAGCAGAAAGUCACCCUUCCCAAGGGCCGACACAAGAUCAUCAUUCUGGAUGAAGCAGACAGCAUGACGGAUGGAGCUCAGCAGGCCCUCAGGAGAACCAUGGAAAUCUACUCCAAGACAACCCGCUUCGCUCUGGCUUGUAAUGCUUCAGACAAAAUCAUAGAGCCCAUCCAGUCACGCUGUGCAGUGCUCCGCUACACCAAGCUCACCGAUGCUCAAGUCCUCACCAGGCUCAUGAAUGUCAUCGAGAAGGAGAAAGUGCCGUACACAGACGAUGGCCUGGAAGCCAUUAUCUUCACAGCCCAAGGGGACAUGCGCCAGGCACUGAACAACUUGCAGUCUACCUUCUCUGGAUUCGGCUAUAUCAACAGCGAGAACGUAUUCAAGGUCUGUGACGAGCCCCACCCGCUGCUUGUGAAGGAAAUGAUCCAGCACUGCGUGGAUGCCAACAUCGACGAAGCCUACAAGAUUCUUGCUCACCUAUGGCACCUGGGCUACUCACCAGAAGAUAUCAUUGGCAACAUUUUCCGAGUGUGUAAAACCUUCCCUAUGGCCGAAUACUUGAAACUGGAGUUCAUCAAGGAGAUUGGGUACACUCACAUGAAGGUGGCUGAAGGUGUGAACUCGCUGCUGCAGAUGGCCGGGCUCCUGGCCAGGCUCUGUCAGAAGACCAUGGCUCCAGUGGCCAGUUGAGAUGUCCUCCACUGAUUGUCACCGAGACACUGAUGAUCCAACUUUGCAGUCGUGGGAGAGUGCCAAGACACCGUUGGAACGUGCCCACUCUGUUCUGGGACAACAGGGUCUCCUGUAGCCCCAGCUGACUGAACUCUGCAGCACUGCGUGGCCCUGACCUGCUGAUCCUCUAACUCUGCCUCCUGAGUGUUGGGUUGCAGUUGUCCCCACGCCUGGUUAUGCGGCGCUGGGGAUGGGAUCCGGGGCUUGUGCACGUCAGGCAGGCACUGCCAGCUGUGUGGCUGAGCUCCAGAGGGUUUCCACGCUGCUGCCAGUGCUCUUCAGCUCUUCAUAUUUGAGUUCAGCUUCGGGCCCUGGAUGUGGGGCAGGGUGGGAAGGCCCCAGUCUCCUCAGUCUUGCGCUUGUAGCUGAUAAAGCUUAGGAUGUUUGUCUUGCAAUGCUUAAUCCCGUGAGGCCUUGAGGAAAACCAGUAUUCUGCCUGUUAUAUCCUGCUAGUAGAAACAGUGCCCUGUGACCAGCGAGAACGCAGCAGAUGAAGGCACUGGUAAAGUUCUUGUCCACCUGAGUCCCGUCUCCUGAGCCCACAAGAAAGCAGAAGAGAACUCACUCCACAAAGAUGUUCUGUAGGCAGCCAGGUGUGGUGGCAUACACCUUUAAUCCCAGCACUUGGGAGGCAGAGGCAGGCGGAUCUCUGGAGUUCAAGGCCAGCUUGUUCUACGUGGUUCAGGACUACAUAGAAACUACAUAAACUUGUCUCAAAAAAAGAUGUCUCCUGGGCCCUGCAUACAUGCACACACAAUAAUAAGUAAAAUUAUAAAAAUAAAUUUAAGAAAUGAAGCCAGGUACAGUAGCACACACCAUAAUUGUUUAAAAUUAUUUAAUGUGUAUGAGUUUUGGUUUUGAUCUUUAUGUGUGUGGGUGUUUUGCCUGUGCAUGCAGUACCUGAGAAGACCAGAAGAGGGCAUUGAAUCCGUUGGGACUGGAGUUGCAUAUAGUUGUGAACCUCCAUGUGGGUGCUGGGAAUGAACCUAGGGCCUCUCAAGAGCAGCCAGAACUGCCUAGCUGUCUCCCCAGUGCCACAAACCUAUAAUGCGAAGCACUUAAGCUAAGUUCAAAUUAGCCCCUGUUAACAGUGAGUUCAGGCCAGGCUGGAAAACAUAAGACCCUCUUGUGCUGUCUAACAAUUCGGUUUUAGUUGUUUCUUCUAAUAUACUAACUUGUGACAUUUA